AUGUUUCAACGUCUAUUUAUAACAAUCCUUUGUGUUUUAAACAUUCAACACAGACAACGAUGUACACUUAAUAGCCGAAUCCAUUUUGGUGAACCAUUGCCAGUAAUAAUUAGAAACGGAAAUCUUUUGGAACCUACUGAUGGAGACGGUAAUGUGGUGUUAGAGCAAGGAGACAGCAUUAUUCUUAGUUGCCUCGAUGCCGGUGCAAUUUAUCAUAGGAAUACUUUGCAGCAUAUAAAUACUGCGUCUAUAAUAUGUGUCAAUGACGAUAUCUUUGAAAAUGUAGAAUGGUUGAACGCUCCUUCCAGAUUUACUGAGUUCAAAUGCAACGUUCCACCACCUUAUGUUAGCGAACGCACAAAUCGCACUUGCUUUGCUAGAAAUACGAUUUAUGAAGUUGGUUACAAAAUUGAAAACGUUUUUUAUCCUGUAUAUGAAUCUUGUUUUAAUGAAAUUGAUUUAAACGCUAUAUAUUCAAUGUAUACCCAGAAACCUUAUAACGCUCUUUACCAAACUAGAGUCGACCGACCAUUUUUUAUUGAUAACAAUGUAUAUGGUUAUGUUCCUGUUAAUUCACUAUUUUCCCCUCCUGGACAAAAAGGAGCAGUGGCUCGUCUUGUAGGAGUGAAGGUGGAUGACUAUAUUAAUAAAACUGAAUUUUUAUCAAGGGGACAUUUGGCAGCUAAAACGGAUUUUGUAUUCGCGUUCGGGGAACGUGCCACGUUUCAUUACGUAAACUGCGCGCCCCAAUGGGUAGGAUUUAACGGCGGCAAUUGGAAUACACUCGAAGUAGAUCUACGGAAUCAUAUACAUAACGCCGGUUAUGACACUAUUAUUUACACUGGAACUUUUGGAGUGUCGCAAUUAAUUAAUCAAUAUGGAGCGAUCGUCGAUAUAUAUCUUUAUUCGGAUGUUAACAAUAAUCCAGUGGUUCCUGUGCCGAAAUAUUUCUAUAAAGUUGUUUAUGAGCCGAAAACAAAGCGCGGUAUAGCUUUUGUGGGUAUCAAUAAUCCACAUUACACACCAGCGGAAGCACGAGCUCUGUUUUUCUGUCAUGAUAUAUGUCGAGAGAACAAUAACUUUGGUUGGCUCUCAUGGCAUCCUGACACAUCCUCCGAAGGGUAUGCAUUUUGUUGUACAGUAAACGAUUUUCGUGAUACUGUAUCACAUUUACCAGAUUUUGAAGUGACUGGUCUUUUAACUUGA
Messenger RNA from Parnassius mnemosyne (clouded apollo), 1206 nucleotides. NCBI's taxonomy places the organism in Eukaryota, Metazoa, Arthropoda, Insecta, Lepidoptera, Papilionidae. The record is from the annotation of a GenBank genome assembly.